Molecule: messenger RNA, 255 nt
Organism: Paracoccidioides lutzii Pb01
Exons: 6
Coding region: 1-255 (84 amino acids)
Biological process (GO): mRNA splicing, via spliceosome
Cellular component (GO): Lsm1-7-Pat1 complex; U6 snRNP; U4/U6 x U5 tri-snRNP complex
Molecular function (GO): RNA binding
Source: RefSeq, a predicted model, not a curated record
AUGGCGUCUCAACUUCUUCCUCUAGAGUUGAUUGAUAAAUGUGUGGGUUCAAAAAUCUGGGUUGUCAUGAAAGGGGAUAAAGAAUUCUCAGGCACCCUGCUCGGUUUUGAUGACUACGUCAAUAUGGUUCUCGAAGAUGUAACUGAAUUUGACUACACCGGCGCUCAGACCAAACUACCGAAGAUUCUCCUGAACGGAAAUAAUGUCUGCAUGUUGAUCCCGGGUGGUGAAGGGCCCUCUGCUGCUGGCUCAUAG